Messenger RNA from Elaeis guineensis (African oil palm), 586 nucleotides. Lineage: Eukaryota; Viridiplantae; Streptophyta; Magnoliopsida; Arecales; Arecaceae. The record is from RefSeq and is a predicted model, not a curated record.
AGAUUAAAACAACUGCAUGCCAAAGAGUCAUCUGCUCAGGGGAAGAUGCUUCGAUUAAGUGUAGAAACUGGUGGAUGUUCCGGAUUCCAGUAUGUCUUUUUGCUUGAUGACAAGAAAAAUGCAGAUGAUAGACUCUUUGAGAAGGAUGGUGUUAAGCUGGUGGUUGACAACAUCUCCUAUGACUUUGUGAAAGGUGCCACCAUUGAUUAUGUUGAAGAAUUGAUUCGUUCUGCAUUCCUGGUGGUAACCAACCCAAAUGCAGUUGGGGGUUGCAGCUGUAAAAGCUCCUUUAUGGUCAAUUAAGUGCUAGGAUGCUGGGACAAAACACCUCCUUCCAUUGCUACGCAGAUGUUUUCCACUGCAUUUGACUCUGAUGCCAUUUAUUUGCUGUAGUAAUUGAUAAUAUCUGUAAUACUGAAUCGAGUCGACAUCAUGUACCUCUUGUUCAUUCUUGUAAAAGUUGAGCUUGUUGAUGGCAGAAUUGUAUAUCCAUAAUAACAUCAACAGUUUGGUGGUGUCGCCUACUCUUUUUUUGAGAUAAAUUUUGAUAGGCAGGUUGGAUCUAUGUGAUCUAUUUGAUGUCUAA